Fulmarus glacialis (Northern fulmar) is the source of this 1498-nucleotide messenger RNA. Its product is annotated as sucrase-isomaltase, intestinal-like. NCBI's taxonomy places the organism in Eukaryota, Metazoa, Chordata, Aves, Procellariiformes, Procellariidae. The transcript is spliced from 13 exons. The annotation marks the transcript as partial. Gene Ontology annotation, molecular function: carbohydrate binding; alpha-1,4-glucosidase activity. Gene Ontology annotation, biological process: carbohydrate metabolic process. The record is from RefSeq and is a predicted model, not a curated record.
GCAAUGCAUAACUUAUAUGGAGUUCAAACUUUCUUCCUGUGUUUGGAAGACAGCACUGGAGCCUCCUUUGGUGUUUUCUUAAUGAAUAGCAAUGCCAUGGAGUUUGUGGUGCAGCCUGCUCCAGCAGUGACCUACAGAACCAUUGGUGGGAUCCUUGAUUUCUACGUGUUCUUGGGGAACACUCCAGAGCAAGUAGUCCAGGAGUACCUGAAGCUCGUGGGACUGCCAGCAUUGCCCUCCUACUGGAGCCUGGGCUUCCAGCUCAGCCGUUGGAAUUAUGGGUCUCUGGAUGAGGUGAAGAGAGUUGUGGAGAGGAACAGAGCAAUUGGACUCCCUUAUGAUGCUCAGAUCACUGAUAUUGACUAUAUGGAGGAAAAGAAAGAUUUUACUUAUGACAAAGUGAAGUUUCGAGAUCUCCCUAAUUUUGCAGCUUAUAUGCACAACUAUGGACAAAAAUAUAUUAUCAUACUGGAUCCUGCUAUUAGCAUACAAAAUCUAGUUGACGGUAGCCCAUAUGGAAGCUACGUCAGGGGAGAGAGAAAAAAAGUCUGGGUUAAUGAAUCAGAUGGAGUAACAGCAUUACUUGGGGAGGUGUGGCCAGGGGAAACUGUUUUCCCAGACUUCACCAACCCAGACUGCACUAGCUGGUGGGUGGAAGAAUGCAAACUGUUUUAUAACGUAGUGCCAUAUGAUGGAAUCUGGAUUGAUAUGAAUGAAGUAUCCAACUUCAUUAAAGGCUCAAAAAAUGGUUGUGCGCAGAAUGACUUAAACUAUCCGCCUUUCACUCCCAGUAUUCUUGAUAAGCUCAUGUUUUCCAAGACGAUUUGUAUGGAUGCAGUGCAGAAGUGGGGGAAACAUUAUGAUGUCCACAGUCUUUAUGGAUAUUCCAUGGCCAUAUCAACACAGAAAGUCAUCGAAGCACUGUUUCCUGGAAAACGAAGCUUCCUUAUUUCAAGGUCUACUUUUGCUGGAUCAGGAAAGCACACAGGGCACUGGCUGGGAGAUAAUGCAGCAACAUGGGAUCACAUAAAAUGGGCAAUACCUGGAAUGCUGGACUUUAACCUCUUUGGAAUUCCUUAUAUUGGAGCAGACAUUUGCGGUUUCUUUGACAACACCACAGAAGAACUUUGCAGACGAUGGAUGCAAGUAGGAGCAUUUUACCCAUUUUCCAGGAAUCACAAUUGUGAAGGAUUCAUACCUCAGGAUCCGGCUGUGUUUGGACCUGAUUCAGUCUUGGUGAAAACCUCCAAGUAUUACUUGAAUAUUCGCUACACUUUGCUGCCCUACCUGUAUACGCUCUUUUAUAAAGCUCAUACUCAAGGAGACACAGUUGUACGGCCAGUUUUGCAUGAGUUCUACUCUGAUGAAGUGACAUGGAGUGUGGACAGGCAGUUCCUGUGGGGUCCUGGGCUGCUUAUUUCCCCUGUACUUGACCCGGGUGUGGACACAAUUCAAGCAUAUAUUCCUGAUGCAGUAUGGUACGACUAUGAUACAGUAG